This is a messenger RNA of Nematocida ausubeli, 945 nucleotides long. RefSeq lists its product as uncharacterized. Gene Ontology annotation, cellular component: chromosome. The record is from RefSeq and is a predicted model, not a curated record. NCBI's taxonomy places the organism in Eukaryota, Fungi, Microsporidia. The transcript has a single exon. Gene Ontology annotation, biological process: DNA metabolic process. Gene Ontology annotation, molecular function: ATP binding; DNA topoisomerase type II (double strand cut, ATP-hydrolyzing) activity; DNA binding. The coding region runs from base 1 to 945 and encodes 314 amino acids.
AUGACUAGGAAGAACCUUCUUACUGUCUCAUUUCUGGCAGGCAUCCUUAAGGAUAAAAGUGCAUUUCUUCUGAGAUAUCAGGAGUGCAAGUACUCUGAUAUCCUGUAUAAUGAUAUUCUGGCAGUCAUUGAAGACGUAAUUAUUGGUAGAAUGCGAUUAGAAUGUGCUAUUCCUGUGCUUAAUGUAUAUUAUGUGAUACUCUGUGAGUGCAAAGAAAUAACCAUUAGAGAAAUAUUCUAUAGAUGCAAAAGAGUCUUUAAGAACCAAAAUCACACAGUGCGUGUGAUAGAUUACAUAAAGAUACGCCUAAAAAUAGAGAUAUCUUUGAUUGUUCCAUCGUACAAAGGACUAGUCCAUGGAAUAUUUUCAUUAAAAUUCCAAGAAAAAGUCGUUCAGAUGGAAAAUACUUCAAUUAUCCCAAGGAUACAGAAAGAAACUAAAAUAUUCACAAAGGCAUCAGCAAUAAUUGUAGUAGAAAAAGAAGCAGUCUUCAAUGAUAUCAUACAAGAUACUGCAUAUAAAAAUAGAAUGGAAGAGAUAAUAAUUGUAACAGGAAAGGGUUAUCCAUGUACUAAUACUCUUAAAUUCCUGUCUAUUGCAAGAUCUAUAAGAAUAUUUGGUCUUUUUGACUGUGAUCCACAUGGUCUAUCAAUAUACGCAGUCUAUAAGUACGGGAGCAAAAGAAAUCCACAUCUUAAAGUACCCAGCAUGGAAAGAAUUGGAAUCCAUUUAUAUGAGAUACCAGUGACCCCAGAGACCAUGUACAUCACAGAUAAGAAGCAAAUCUCAUUGAUAAGAAAUCUAAGAAAUCUAGAAGAAUUACAAAAUGACAUUAAUAUAAUGGAAGAAACAAGAAGAAAAGCAUCAAUAGAGGAUAUACUAAAUAUAUCUACAAUUGCAAAAUAUUCCAUAGAUAAAGUAGAUAGAUUACUAAAGAGAGAAUAA